Messenger RNA from Onthophagus taurus, 708 nucleotides. Lineage: Eukaryota; Metazoa; Arthropoda; Insecta; Coleoptera; Scarabaeidae. The record is from RefSeq and is a predicted model, not a curated record.
AUGGGAGCCCUAAUUAGAAAUGCAAAUGACCACUCUGUACUGGUUAUGGGAGAUUUUAACGCCAAGUCCCCAGAAUGGGGUGCGCAAGCGACCGAUAACAGAGGCGAUAUCCUAUCAGUAUGGGCUAUCUCGUUGGGAUUAAGAGUCUUGAAUACGGGCGAGGCUACUUGGUGCAGAGGAGAUAAACGGUCACAUAUAGAUGUUACCUUAUGCAAUGAUAAGUGCAUGGAAAAGGACGUAUCAUGGGAAAUUUCAGACCAUGAAAACUUAAGCGACCAUAAAGACAUUAUAAUAAUUAUAAGAGCCCAAAAUAAAGUAACUGAUAAUAGUAGAACAGUGUUAAGGUGGAAAAUGAAAAACGUCCCAGAAGAGUUAUUGAAGAAGGUAAUUAAGAAGGAAACAAAAGGAUGGCUUGAUAAAGAAAUUGGAACCCCCGAAGAACUGGAAAAAAUAACUAUAGAUAUUUGCAAUAAGGCAUUUGGUGGAAGAAAAAACGUUAGAAAAAAGGAAGGAGAAAUAUACUGGUGGACAGAUACGGUCGAGCAAUUAAAGAGGAAGUGUUGUAAACUCCGAAGGGUAGUUACAAGAGCAAACAAAUGGAAUACUCAUGGAGAGGAGGUCAAAGAACAAAGGGAGGAAUACAAAAGAAUGAAAAAACAAUUAACAAAACAGAUAAGAGAUGAAAAGAAAAAGCCUGGAAUAACUUAG